AGUCAGCCUUGGAACUUCUGUUCACUCAACAUGAGCCUCUCUGCUAAAGACAAAGACACCGUGAAGGCCCUCUGGGCUAAGAUCUCACCAAAAGGUGCUGAAAUUGGCAAUGAGGCAUUGUCCAGACUGUUCGUGGUUUAUCCUCAGACCAAGACCUACUUCAGUCACUGGAGCGACCUGUCACCCGGCUCUGCUCCUGUGAGGAACCAUGGAAAGAAAGUCAUUGGAGGGCUUGGCCUGGCUGUUGAAAAAAUAGACGAUCUUUUCGGCGGACUGCUCACCCUCAGCGAGCUGCAUGCCUUUCAACUGAGAGUUGAUCCUGCUAACUUCAAGAUCCUGUCCCACUGUAUUCUUGUUGUGAUUGCCAUGCUCUUCCCUCAAGACUUCACACCCGAAGCACACAUGGCCAUGGACAAGUUUCUCACAAGAGUGGCACUGGCUCUGUCUGACAAAUAUCGUUAACCAGUUUGACUGUUGUUUGACAACUUGAGAACAGGCUUGAAUGAUGUUAAUUUGGUUAAAAACAUGGCCUAAAUAAAUGAUUAAAAAUAUGGAAACUUUCAUAAAUGUGCUUUUCUUUAGCAUAUCCGAUAUAAGACACUCUUGAUUAAUAUAAUGUUACUUUGAUUAUUAAUUGCUAAUUCUAACACCAUGGACCAUUUCUUUAAGAAUUCUCAAAAUGAUCAUUUAGCGAUGCAAACUCAGAUCAAACAGACUGUAUUCUGCAGACAGAAUAUCCAAAAAUGAAGUUGUCUGCUUCUUAGAAUGCUCAAACAUAAUAGCUUCUAGAUUUAUUUAUUUUAUUUUACCAUAUAUAUAUAUAAAAUGUAGACGAUAAAAGAGUUGGGGACGCAUUUAUGAUAAACAGGUUAAAUUACCUUAAAUUUAAUUACAAAGUAAGUAAUUCAUAAAAUGUAUUAUGAUUCAUGUAUUUACUAAUAAAAAGUCCUUUAUUAAUCAAUUAUGUCAACUAAACCCUCACAAGAGGAGGCACAACCACUGAUCUACAAUCUGUCUUUGCACGUGCGGACAACUUUAUUUACGUCUUUAUAUGACGUCUAUUGGUGCAAUGCAUUAAACUGCUUCUGGUAGUUCCUUAUAAUUUUUCUUUUCUUUUCAUAGGAGAGAUUGUCUAUAUAGCAGCCACACCACCAUGCCGAGUUCAAUUAACAACAAUGUUAAUAAACAUUUAAAGCAGCACAUUAUUUUC
Triplophysa dalaica is the source of this 1210-nucleotide messenger RNA. Its product is annotated as hemoglobin subunit alpha-like. The record is from RefSeq and is a predicted model, not a curated record. NCBI's taxonomy places the organism in Eukaryota, Metazoa, Chordata, Actinopteri, Cypriniformes, Nemacheilidae. Gene Ontology annotation, cellular component: haptoglobin-hemoglobin complex; hemoglobin complex; blood microparticle. The transcript is spliced from 3 exons. The coding region runs from base 31 to 462 and encodes 143 amino acids. Gene Ontology annotation, biological process: hydrogen peroxide catabolic process; oxygen transport. Gene Ontology annotation, molecular function: haptoglobin binding; peroxidase activity; heme binding.